CCGUUCCUCGCCAAAAUGACGUCCCGCCUUCGAGGCUCGGCGAAGGAGGAACCGAAAAGCACGUCCCUAUUGUCCUCGAAGAAUCGCACUUACCUGAGUUCCGGUAGGGAACCCAGAGAAAAGUCGGGAUUCGAGGGAUCGCGUAACAAAGUAUCGCGCAAGGAUUCCAGAGGGAAACACGACAGUUUUCCGCAAAGGAGUCCGGAUACCGAUUACGAAAGGAACGGGUUCGGGUACGGGGACGAGGAUCCGGACCUUCUGUACCGCAGGAGUCGGGAGCAUUUCGGCUCCUGGGAUAUACGGGACAUCGUGCGGGAGCGAUCGAAGAGCGACGGGAGAUCGAGAUUCGAUUCGUCAAAAUCCAACGUGGACGAGGGUAGGAAAAUCGCGAACGGCGGGAAGUACGGCGGGAGCGGAUCUCCGGAUCUAGCGGGGCGCAAGUCCGGCGAGAAAAACAACGCCCCGGAGAAAAGUCCGACGCGAGACAAGGCGAGGCGGAAAUCGCCCUGCAGGGAAAUCGGCGGUACGAUCGAGUGCCGGGCGCGUUACGAGGACGCAGCUCACCCGCCGAGGAACAGAGCCCUGCUCCGGGAGAUAGAAAAUUUCGGGGCGAAUCGGCGGGGCGAGAACGAGUCCCCGGAACGUUGGACGUCCGAGGGUCGACGUUACGCCGGUAACGGCGUUUCACCGGAACGGGAUAACGAAAAAAUCAGACAGCUCAUAGACAGAUUCAAAUCGUCCGAACGCAACGGCGAGCCUCGUCGUGCUCCCUCGUGGAGGAAAUCCGAGCGUUACGGAUCGCCGAGUCCCGAAAACGAGGAGUACAGGGCGACGACGCGGUCCUCGAAGGACAAAUCCAGCGGUGCGGGUGCGAGGCUCCCUUCCCUGGAGAGGAAAGUCACCCGCAGGAGCUCCCGGGAGCGGAAUGAAAGAAUAAAGGAGAAUCGGGAGAGCGAGGGGCUGGGCGGCACCGAGAACAACGAACGGAACUACAACGGCGAGUACGGAAAAUUCGAUCCCGAGAGUAGAACUGGAAAGUUCACCGAGAGGGGGGAGCACAGGAUCAACGGGGAGUCCAGGGGCUCGAGCGAAGAGGGUGCUUCCAGAAAACGAAGUGACACUUACAGCGUGGAACGCGGUCCUCGGAAAUCUCGUGAUCUCGAGGAGGACUCCAGAGGGUCCUCCUCGAAGAGGAGGAGCCACGUGUACUCCGAUUCGCCGGUGAAUUUCGACGUGCAAAUACAGAGGUACGAGCGAGCCCUAACCGGACCGCGCAGGGACCCGGAACUGGCUAGAAAAAAUUCUACCAAGGAACGCGACCCGGACCUCGUCAGACGGCGCAGUUCUCUCAAGAUUAGGGACGAGCCCGACGAAAAUCUCGAGCGAAACGGGAGGCACGGUCGACCUCUGACCCCGCCGGUGGACGACCCCUACCUCCGGGACGAUCGAAAAUUCGAGGAGAGCGGAACGUCGUUCGACGCGAAAAGUUGGUACGAGAGCAACAAGCGAUUCGCUGUUAAGUAUCUGGAGGAAAACGGCAGGGUGAACGGGGCGGCCCGCGACGACCGGGUGGAAAACGAGUUGGAAAAUCGUCGCUCAGGUCCGUCGAGAGAAAUUUACUUCGGAGACGAUCGGGGCGUACCGCGAAACAAGAGGGAGGAAAAUUACGGGCCGAGACACGUGUCGUCGCCGAGGACGGAGGGUACCGAGAAUUCGCGCGAGCCGAACCGCAAAUCGCUAAACGGUCACGGGGAACCGAUCACCAUUAAAAUUCGCAACGUAACGGAAGAGCGUUCCGAGAAGGAGAGGCGAACGAAACGCGGGACUUUCCCGGACGCCCCGGAGGAUUCAACGAACGCGAGAAACAGGAGGAAGAGCGAGCAGGAGGGCCUCGGCAGAAAGGAGGGCAGGUGGAACGGGAACAGGGAAUGGAGCGGCGGAACCGCGACACCGGCGAGGAAGAUCUGGAGCUACAGAGAAGGGGGGGCCCAGAUCACGGACGUGGACGAGGGUCAGCCUUGUCUGAAGUGCGGUGAGACGUGUCCCGGCUUUCUGCAACACUCGUGGAGAAAAAAUUGCAACAGCUGCAAAUGCCCGAGAGAAGCGCACGACGUGUGUCACGACGAAUGGGUAUCCGUCAGAUCUCGAUUGGGACUAAAAGGCGACGGAGUCGGUGGCUCGGUCUCGUGCGAACCCAGAGAUCUGGGACUCGCCUGGGCUCCACCGGGACUUCCGUCUCACAAGGUCGAGGAAUACUUUUCGAUGUUGCCGGAGGUGUCCGUCCCGAGAUUGGGAACUCCCGGUGAACGAUACAGAGAUCGUCAACUAGCUAUGCAGUUACCAAAACAGGACCUGGCCAAGGCUUACUGUCGACAUUUGGCACCCGAACAUUACACCAGUGCCGACGACUUCAUGGCGGCCAGGAACGAAAUAGCCCUCGACAUCGGCACUGUUCAGGAAAUCCUCGAAAAGGGAGAGGAGUGCGCGGGCUGCAACGAAGCUCUGAAAUACGGUUCUCUCGCAGUCUCGGCUGGAAAAUUGGGGGAACUUUAUCACCCCGCGUGUUUCCAAUGCGUCCAAUGCAGAGAGCUACUCGUCGACCUGGCCUAUUGCGUUUACAACGACGCUGUUUACUGCGAAAGACAUUACGCCGAACGAUUAAAAGGAAGGUGUCCAGCUUGCGACGAGUUGAUUUUCAGUGGGGAAUUCACCAGGGCGAUGAACAAGGACUGGCACAGCGGCCACUUCUGUUGCUGGCAAUGCGACGAAUCCUUGACGGGUCAACGUUACGUCCUGAGGGACGAACACCCCUACUGCAUCAAGUGUUACGAGAGCGUGUUCGCCAACGGGUGCGAGGAGUGCAGCAAGAUCAUCGGUAUCGAUUCCAAGGAUCUAUCCUACAAGGACAAGCAUUGGCACGAGGCCUGCUUCCUCUGCAACAAGUGCAGAGUAUCACUGGUGGACAAACAAUUCGGCAGCAAGGUCGACAAAAUUUACUGUGGAAAUUGCUACGACGCUCAAUUUGCCAGCCGUUGCGAUGGCUGCGGUGAAAUCUUCCGUGCAGGCACGAAGAAGAUGGAGUACAAGACCAGGCAGUGGCACGAGAAAUGUUUCUGCUGCGUCGUGUGCAAGAAUCCGAUCGGUACGAAGAGUUUCAUACCUCGCGAACAAGAAAUUUACUGCGCUGGCUGCUACGAGGACAAGUUUGCCACGCGAUGCGUGAAGUGCAAUAAGAUCAUCACCAGCGGUGGUGUUACGUACAAGAACGAACCCUGGCACAGGGAAUGCUUCACCUGCAGUAACUGCAGCACGUCUUUGGCAGGACAACGAUUUACAUCUCGCGACGAGAAACCGUAUUGCGCCGAUUGCUUUGGAGAAUUAUUCGCUAAGAGGUGCACCGCCUGCACUAAGCCGAUCACCGGUAUCGGUGGAACGCGUUUUAUCUCGUUCGAAGACAGGCAUUGGCAUAACGACUGCUUCAUCUGUGCCGGAUGUAAGACAUCCUUGGUUGGUCGUGGGUUCAUCACCGACGCCGAUGACGUUAUCUGCCCGGAGUGCGCCAAGCAGAAGCUGAUGUGAAUUUGACGUAUAUUAAAAGAAAAGAGUAAGAGAAAGAAAAUGAAAAAGAAAAUAGAAAAAAAACAAGUCUGCGAUGUCAUAUCUCUUCACAAGCCAUACUCUCUCGCUACGAUGUUAACGCCCAUUGCUUCGAUCUUUAUUUCAACAGAGGAUCCCUCUCAUUCGCACAAUGUGAGAUGUUUAGGUAUAUAUUGAUUAAUAAUUCACCCAUUUACGAUUCUGCGGUCGUUUACUUUUCGUCUUUUUUAUUUAUAUCAAUUGUUUCGGAACUACGAUUUUAUAUCUAAGGUGUUUCGAACAACUUCACCCUCGCAUAUUCUUCCGAAAAGAUACUCAUAAAAGAAAAACUAUAGAAAGCGAGCAAAAAACUAUGCAAGAAUAAAUGAUAAAAGAUGUAUAAAAUUCGAAAGAUUCAAAUAGCUGACAAAGAGUGGUUUAAUGACUUGGUGAUGUAAUUUUUCAAGUAAUUUCGCUUUAUUUAAUGACCGUGUUUAGGGCGCACGUCCUAGCUUUGUAGUCAUAGGGAUGGUAGUCAUUUGUUUAUUUUUAUUUAAUUAUUUUUUUGUUUUUUCAAUUUUCUUAUAUAAAUAUUUAAGUAUACAUAGCAUCGAUUCUAUGAAUUAUAGAUCGCUUCAGAAGCGCGUGAUUUGUGUAUAGCCGCUUCCCAGACUUUGAGCGUUCAAUAUCUCUUCGAUUCCUCUAUGGAAGAUUGUAAAUGUCAAGACGUCAAGUAUGAAGACCCUACUAAAAGUAGUACUUAUUAUAAAUAUUUAAAAUAUUCAAUCGACGAAAAUAAGUUGUUACAAUGAACAGAGAGAAAAAUAAAAUUAAAAACAAAAAAAAAAAAUGAACAAAAUAAUCGACCGAAACAGAGAGCUAAAAAGAACCUAAAUGCCUUUUUAAAAAAUUCGAAAAUCAAAUCGCCUUACUAUUGAUAUAUAAAUAUAUAAAUUAAAUUUUUAAAUAAACCUAUUACUACUACACUAUUAAAUAUAAUGUUAUUAAUAUUAUUUUUUGCUUUGUAUAUGGUAGAAGUAAAAUGAAUCCUGUUGUUAAUCACUGCUGCAAGAAAGAAAAAAAAUGCGAAAAAAACGUAAAAAAAAAAAUGAAAAAAAAUAAACCGCGAAACCUUGUUGUUAUUAAACAGAACUAUCUACAAUAUAAUAUUUAUAGUAAUAACGGUAAUAUUAUUUUCAUUCAACUAACUGUUAUUAUAUACGAAUACAUAUUUUCGUUCAUCAUUACACUGUACAAGCCGUAUGCAACUCAUACAAGAAUUACACUCGAUUAAUUUACGAAUUUAUUCAUAUCACAAAACGUAUGCACGCAAUCACUAUCCACGCAAACACAUACACAUAAACACACACGUAUCACAUACCCACACACAUCGAUACACACACACUACACACAUCGAUGCACACUACACACACACACACACACACACACCCACAUGAAUAACACACCCACAUACACAACACACGCGUGCACGUUUGAUACGGAUGUUAUUUUCAGGCACGAUACCUAUGAUACUUUUAGAUCUCUUUACUCUGGCUUACUAAACGUGCAUCUGCCGAUUAGAGCUAUGAGGUGAACCAGCGUAUAAAUACUAGUGAAAUGAUCUUAAAAUGCACGUUUUUAUGCUGCAGUAUUGCACUGCAUGAAAAAGUAUAAAUGUAUAAUUUUAUUAACAUCAUGCAUUCGCGAGUUGAGAUGCGGACGUGUAUCCAAACUGAUAGUGGCCUUAUUAUAUACAAAAGCAGCCAACGUACGAACUAACUUAUCAGUUUAUUAUACAUACACAAUAAUAACUAUAAUAUUAAUAAUAAAAACAAUAAUAGUAAUAAUAAUAAUAUCAAUAAUAAUAUAUUAUGAAGAAAAUAAAAAAUGUAAUAAUAAUAAUUAAUAGUAAUAAUAUCAAUGAUAACAAUAAUAUUAAUUUAUAUAAUUUUAUUUCAAAGAAACGAAUAGUAAUUACCAACAAUACGAACAAAUGAAAAAUUGAUCACAGAAUUCAUGACCAAAAAUUAUAAUACCAGCUUAAUAUUCUCACAAAGGGAAUAAUCUCUCUCAGAGCACUAAUUGUCUUAAUUUUUGUAUACGACAUGAUACAUGAUUCUGCAUCAUGGAAUGUAUUCGACGUAUCAUCAUAUUACAGUGUAAAAUCGAUGAAUAAAUAAAUGUAAUUAUUUACGUUGUUUAUCUGUAAA
Messenger RNA from Athalia rosae (coleseed sawfly), 5786 nucleotides. It is a transcript of the gene Lmpt, whose product is annotated as four and a half LIM domains protein 2. Gene Ontology annotation, cellular component: Z disc; nucleus. Gene Ontology annotation, molecular function: transcription coregulator activity; zinc ion binding. The coding region runs from base 16 to 3579 and encodes 1187 amino acids. Lineage: Eukaryota; Metazoa; Arthropoda; Insecta; Hymenoptera; Athaliidae. The transcript has 10 exons. The record is from RefSeq and is a predicted model, not a curated record.